GAUGCUUUCCAGGACCUCUGCCGGAUCUUCUCCGCCAGAAAGGAGCGCAUCCUUGAAAUAGAGUUUCUCCCUCCUGCGCUGGGCCCGCUCCUUCAAGAUGGUUGCUCAAUAGGGAUUACCAAGAAGCACGUCGUAAAGGCGUUUACCGUCGCAAGGCGCAUAUUUUUUCAAGCGCUGGACGCCGACAACUCGGCUUCUGCCCCUCCAAGGAAGGAUGUCGAUACCGAUACCGAUGCCAAGCUAGCUGUCUGCUCCGAGAUCAUCCUGCUGUAUGACUGCGAGCAUCUCACAGCCUGCAACUGGCGGAAGAGGCGUAUACUCGCCUUGCUCCCGCCUCACGACCACGAUGGCCUAGACCCUGCCCAACGGCAGGCUGUUAUCCAAGCGCUGGACAACGAGCUCUCCCUGAUGAAGACAUAUCAGUGUUCUCCGCUACCCCGACAUACCAAAUCCCCGACUCUGUGGCAGCAUCGGCUUUGGGUUCUCGACUAUAAGAUGCGUGUCCAGUCCUGUGAUGCUAGGACGGAUGUCUUCGCGCUAUUGAACACCGAACUGUCUACAGUCCUCCGCGCAGGCGAGCUUCACCCGAAAAACUACUACGCCUUUAACUAUAUGCGACUGUUCCUCGGCUGGUUGUCUCGAGAUAUGGAGGGCGGACCCGCCGUGCUGGCGCAGUCUAUUCUUGAGCAGACUUUAACUUGGUGCCUGGGGCACCCUGCUGAUAUAUCCGGCUGGGGGUUCCUGCUUUAUCUACUAGAGGCCGUUCCGGACCAGGCUGUCCGUGAGGACACGGUUGACAGGGCGCUUCGGUAUGCGAUUGGAAUCCGCUGGGAGGGGGAGAGCCUAUAUACGUUCGUCGACCUGGCUGUCCAGGCUUUCGCCGCCAUGGAUCGCGCGACUAGGAUCCUGGGAAUGAGCGCCACGGCUGCUGAAACUUUCAACUCGCAUUUGGACCACAGACUAGCGCGUUGGAAGACCUGGCGCGAUGCUGCCAAGGAAGUCUGGACU
This is a messenger RNA of Aspergillus campestris IBT 28561, 1008 nucleotides long. RefSeq lists its product as uncharacterized. Gene Ontology annotation, cellular component: cytoplasm. The transcript has a single exon. Gene Ontology annotation, biological process: protein prenylation. The annotation marks the transcript as partial. NCBI's taxonomy places the organism in Eukaryota, Fungi, Ascomycota, Eurotiomycetes, Eurotiales, Aspergillaceae. Gene Ontology annotation, molecular function: protein prenyltransferase activity. The record is from RefSeq and is a predicted model, not a curated record.